AUGGCUGCAAACUUACUGAUGUCUGAUGUCUCUUGUACCGGUCCAUAUUUCUUUCAUGAUGAUUUCUAUUUAGAUCGAAUGCAAUCGCCUCAAGAACUUGAAUCAACGGAAAUUGAAUCAAGUGCAAACACAUCAAGAAUGGAAAGUACUCCUGAAGUGGUUGUUAUUGGAUCGAAUGAUGGAGACGAUGUUGUGGCAGUCGUUGAUGGUGGUAGAGAAAAGGCCAACAUAGUCAACAAUGAAGAAUCUACUCCAUAUGCUAAAAGGAAAAGAAAGAAGACUUCAGGAGUUUGGGAACAUUUUCACUUGGUGAAGUUGGCUAAUGGAACUGAAGUUUGUGAGUGCAUCCAUUAUGGUGAGAAGAUAAAGAAACUUAAAGAUGGAACCACCACACCAUUGCAUAGGCAUAUUAGUGAUUGCUCAAAGUUAAGAGCCGUCAACACCAUUCAUCCAGGUCAGUUAAAGUUAAAGGUUGUGCCGGGAAAAUUAGAUUCUUCUAUGGUCCAAAACUGGAAAUUUGACAAUAGUAGGAUUAGAGAGGUUGUUUCUCACAUGAUUAUGGUUCAUGAAUUGCCAUUUAAUUUUGUUGAGUAUGAAUUAUUUAAUGUGGUUAUGAAGGAAGCUAACUCCGGAUUUAACAAGAUUUCACGUGCAUCGGCUAAGCAAGAUUGUGUUGCUAGUUAUGAGAUAGGCAAGAAAAGAAUCAAGAAAAUGUUAAACACUGUCAAUCGUGUGAGUAUAACAACUGAUAUGUGGACGUUAGUGCAGAAUAUUCAUUAUAUGGUUGUUACUUGUCAUUUUGUAGAUUCCGAUUUCAAGCUUAACAAAUGCAUACUGAGUUUUGUUGAUGUACCACCACCUUAUUCUGGACUAUGUAUAUAUGAUUCCCUCUUUAAGUGUUUAAAAGAGUGGAAUAUUGAGACWAAGGUUGCUACUUUGACGGUUGACAAUGCUACAACUAAUGAUGUGGUGGCUACAAAGUUGAUGAAAAUUAUGAAUCUUCAGAAAAAACUUGUUGUUGGAGGGAAGUUAUUCCAUGUGCGAUGUUGUGCACACAUUCUCAAUUUGUUGGUUCAAGAUAGUUUAUCGGAAAUUAAAGACAUUAUUCACAAUGUUCGUGAGAGUGUGAAACACGCCUUGGAGUUUAAAGAAGUGUUUGUAAACUAUGCCGAUCGAGAAUCAACGUACAAGACCUUGCCGACCUCGGAAGGCUGGGACAAAGUUGAAGUUAUUUGCUCCUUCUUGGGGCUUUUCAAUGAGGUUACAAAAAUAAUUUCAGGCUCCGAAUAUCCUACCUCUAAUUUGUUUCUUAGUGAGUUGUAUGGGAUUAAAGAAGCAUUAGAUGAUUUGUCUUUAGAUGAGAAUCCUAGAUACAAGAUGAAGUUGGUUGAGUUCUCUUUUAGUUCCAUUUAUUCAGCGGAUGAGGCAUCUAAGCAAAUGAAAAUUGUUCAAGAUACUCUUACUAAAAUGUUUGAAGAGCAUGUUGAACAACAUAGAGCGGCUAAUAUUGUUCAAAUAAGUAGUGCACCCGAAAAGAGUGAGAGUGAAGUUAAAAGUGGUUAUAACAAGUUAAGUUCUAGAGUUGGUGUCAAGAGUGGCACGGAAAAGUAUGAUCAACAUAUCAGAAGCGUUGACACUUUUGCAAGUGUGAAGUUAGAGUUAGACAUUUAUUUAGAAGAAGGCGUGUACAUUGGUGAUUCAGGUGCAUAUUUUGAUGCCUUGGAAUGGUGGAAGGAGAAAAAUCUGAAGUUUAGAAUUUUGUCUAAAAUGGCUACUGAUGUUUUGGCAAUUCCGAUAACUAUUGUUGCUUCAGAAUCAGCUUUUAGUGUUGGUGGGAGAGUUAUCGAUGCUCAUCGCGCCUCUUUAGGGACGAAGACGGUAGAUAUGCUCAUUUACAGAGCUGAUUGGUAUCGUCAUCAUUAUAGACUACACAAAAAGAAAACCAAGAAAACUGAUGAUAUGAUAUAUAUUGAACUUCCAUGA
Cynara cardunculus var. scolymus (artichoke) is the source of this 1983-nucleotide messenger RNA. Its product is annotated as zinc finger BED domain-containing protein RICESLEEPER 2-like. Bases 1 to 1983 code for a protein of 660 amino acids. The transcript has 6 exons. Gene Ontology annotation, molecular function: protein dimerization activity; DNA binding. Lineage: Eukaryota; Viridiplantae; Streptophyta; Magnoliopsida; Asterales; Asteraceae. The record is from RefSeq and is a predicted model, not a curated record.